Messenger RNA from Panonychus citri (citrus red mite), 2473 nucleotides. RefSeq names its product acetyl-CoA acetyltransferase, mitochondrial-like. Bases 1111 to 2292 code for a protein of 393 amino acids. Lineage: Eukaryota; Metazoa; Arthropoda; Arachnida; Trombidiformes; Tetranychidae. The record is from RefSeq and is a predicted model, not a curated record. The transcript has 7 exons. Gene Ontology annotation, biological process: fatty acid beta-oxidation. Gene Ontology annotation, molecular function: acetyl-CoA C-acetyltransferase activity.
UUCCAGUAGAAAGUCACAAUUAAUCACCAACAAGAAAUAAAUAGCGAUUCAUAUUAUGGUUGCUAAGAAAAUUGAAUUGAGUGAGCAUUUGUUUUCUCUCUCAUUUUGUUUUCUAUUCCUGUUGGUUUGUUGUUGUUUCUCUGACAAUUCAUUUCUUGUACAUUUAAUUUAAUUUCUAUUGGAAUUAUUUUCGGCCAAUCGUUCAAAUGUUAAUCAUUUCGGUGUUGAAUUAUUAUGAUUCGUCUCUGGUUAUUAAAUCACAUUCUAAUCAAUUGGUUCCAUGGAUUUGGAGGAUAAUUUAAUUUCUAAAUGAAAUUAGAUCACUUAAAGAAUUUAGGUGAACACAGAUGACAAAAAGGAUGGAGAAUUGAUCUAAUUAGUAUUAGAUUGUAAUCGACUGUUGAUACAAUUUAAAUAAUCCUCAAGUUGUUUUAAUUUCCCGGAAAUUAAACCUUCUCAUUAAUCAACUCGAAACAUAAAAGACUUGGAGAUUUAAUCGAUAACCUUAAUAGCGAUGGUUAAUUAUUAUUCUCGAAAUGGAAACACAAACAUUGGAGUUUAAAUUGUAAAUUGAAUCAAUUCCAGGUGAUUAAUAUGAUUUUUCCUCUUCUCCAUCAUUCACAUGAUCAUCAUCACCAUCGUCAUCUAUUGAUUUAACUGUUCUGAUGAAUAUGCGAAUCAACUAACCCGGUUUACUCUCAAGACCCGUUACCUGUAUCUCUUUAUUUAUCUCUCUCUCUUCCUCUCUCCAUCUUGGUUUCUCUCCUCUUUGCCCUCCCUUUGGACCCUGAAGGUAUUUUCAAGAAAGAAGAAGAUGAUGAUAAUGGUCCGAUAAAUGCAAAUGAUCUCCCAGAUAAAGGAACUAAUCAUUGGGCUGAGAAUUAGUUGAUGAUCAAGUUAAAUCACUUGAGGAAACCAGAAAUCAAACUAUUUCCUUAAAACCAGUUACAUCCUUGUUUCUUUUUCUCACUUAUUCUGUUGACCAUUUUUCAUCUUGAUACAAUUUUCUUAUUAUCACAUAAUCACCACAACAAUCGUUCUAAUUAACUAGUAAUUUCUAAUCGAUUGUGAAUCAUUUGCAUCUAUUCUCUCAUCCAUUGAAUAAUAACCAUGGCUCAGGUCGAGGGUGUUUACAUCGUCUCUUAUGCUAGAACCCCGAUUGGGUCAUUUAGAGGAUCUUUAAGUUCACUUUCAGCAACCAAAUUACAAUCGAUCGCCAUUAAGGAGGCCGUUAAUCGCGCCGGAAUUUCGGUUGAUGAUGUUGAUGAAGUUAUUCUAGGCCAAGUUUUACAAGCUGGUUGCGGUCAGACUCCCGGUAGACAAGCGGCAAUCGGAGCUGGACUAUCUCAGAAAGUCCCUUGUACGGUUGUAAACAAAGUCUGUGCUUCGGGUAUGAAAGCGAUUGCUUUUGCCUCUCAAAGUUUAGCUCUUGGUAAUGGUGAUGUUAUCGUUGCCGGCGGGAUGGAAAGUAUGUCCAAUGCCCCUUUCGUUGUGCCUCGAGGUGAAAUACCGUAUGGUGGUUUAUCAUUGGUCGAUGUUGUGGUUAACGAUGGUUUAACUGACACCUUUAAUAAUUGUCAUAUGGGUCAAUGUGCAGAGCAACUCGCAGCUAAAUAUGAGAUUACUCGAGGACAACAAGAUGAAUAUGCGAAAACAAGUUACACUCGAUGCCUUAAAUCAAUCACCGAUGGUGUUUUUGCCAAGGAAAUUGUCAGUGUUUCUAUACCUGGUAAACGAGGUAAACCUGCCACCCUUGUGGAAAAAGAUGAGGAACCGGAAAAGAUUGAUUUUGACCGAUUGUUGACCUUGAAUCCAGUGUUUAUCAAAGGCACCGGAACCAUAACUGCAGCCAAUGCCAGCUCUCUUAACGAUGGAGCCGCUGCUCUUGUCCUUAUGUCAUCAAAAGCCGUCGCCAAGUUUGGUGUUAAACCUUUGGCUAAAAUUGUCUCCUUUGCCGAUGCUGCUGUUGCUCCAAUUGACUUCGGUAUUGCUCCAGCUCAUGCGAUGCCAAAGGCAUUGGAAAGAGCAGGAAUCAGUAAAGAUCAAGUCGCUCAAUUUGAAAUUAACGAGGCCUUUAGCGCUGUUGCCUUAGCGAACCUGAAAGAAUUGGGAUUGGAUAACAGUAAAGUAAAUGUCAACGGAGGUGCUGUUGGUCUUGGUCAUCCUCUUGGAAUGUCCGGUGCUCGAAUCGUUGGUACUCUAGCUGUUAAUCUUGCCUCAGGUGAAUAUGGAUUAGCCGGUGUGUGUAAUGGAGGUGGCGGUGCAUCAGCUAUGCUCAUUCAAAAGCUUUAAAUUGUUUGAACAAUUAACUUUUAUGUGAUACUAUUAAGUUAAAUUGUCUGACAAAAACCAACCAACCACAAUCAGAGGAAUCAAACAAUGUUAAAUCAACUAAUUUCGUUAUAUUCAUCUUUUUAUAUUUUACAAUCAAGAAGUUAUUAAGAUAUUAGUUAUAUUUAUAUUAGUUUUUUAA